AUCCUCCAUCCAUCGCUUCAUCACCAGAGCAAGAUGGCCAGGCUCCUGAGGAUGUUCAGGAAGAAGGCUCUGCAGGCGGCCCCAGAGCCUGUGGAAAGCAGCUGCCAUCUUCCCCAGGAGCCGAGCGGCCCAACCGUCCCCAAUGGCGGGGAAGGAGCUCGCGGCCGGGCCCAGAGGUGGAAGUGCCCAGCCUUCUGGAAGAGGAAACCUGCUCCCGGUGCAGGCGCCGAGGUGGGAGAGGCACCGUCAAGGCCAAAAUGGAGCUGGGCCAGGAUGCAGCUGGGCAAGCAGGACCCAGCCCUGGUGCAGAACCGGGCAGGGUGGUUCUGGGGCUUGUUGUGUGGGCAGCAGCAGCCCCAGGAGCCCAGCCCCGAUUUCCAGCAGGAGGCAUCGCCCUGCCCGGUCAGUGGGGACCUUCCAGCCUUCCCAGGGCAGGAGGUGGAGGAUCCCUCUCCCAGCCCCAGCAGCUCGGCCCGCUUCCUGUGGGACAACAGCAGCACCUGGAACUUGGACAGCAGCGAGGCCGACAGACGCUUCUGCUUUAUUCCAGAGCUGAGGACAGACAGGUCUGAGGAGCAGAGCAGGAGCUAUGGGAAGGAGAAGAGCAAUAUGAAGAUGGAGUGUAAGAUGAGGCCAGGUAAGUUCUGUGGAGGGAGACAUGCUGGACAGGGCCUAGGAUUGGGGAGACAAGCAGGUGUGAGCCCCGGGCUCAGAUUUCUAAUUGUAGCUGUGAUGGCAGAAUGGGAGGAGGGUUGAAGCUGAAGCCCUGGUGUGCGGGAGUAGCGAGAAGAGGAACCUCACCACCAUUGCUUUUUCUUUUCCUCUUGUGUUGUGUUUCAUACCAAGGGAAAAGAAGUCGCGGGGAUGGAGUCCAGCCCUGAGGUGAGAUGGAAAGUGAUCAAGAGCAGUGACAGCGUGAAUCCUGUUGAUGCCAGGCAAGAGCUGCCCAACUGGG
Gopherus flavomarginatus (Mexican gopher tortoise) is the source of this 955-nucleotide messenger RNA. RefSeq lists its product as uncharacterized. Lineage: Eukaryota; Metazoa; Chordata; Testudines; Testudinidae. The record is from RefSeq and is a predicted model, not a curated record. The coding region runs from base 34 to 756 and encodes 240 amino acids. The transcript is spliced from 3 exons.